AUGCCAAAAUCUAGCAAAGACUCUCAGCCCGUGGUCACGAAAGUGCUAGAGCCAUCUGAGGAUCUAAAGAACACGCACACAUGUAACGAGAAAAAGGUAUCAAGAGCCCGAAGAGGUACACCUAAGAAUCCCUGCAGCACCGUAUGCGUGCCCAAAAACUGAACUGCACGUCCGUCCCACCGUUCGACUACAGUAGCAUCACCCCCUCGCUGUCCCACUCUAUACCAAAACGGAAGAUUGCCGACUACAGCAUCUUGCUGUCUGAAGUGCUGUCUG
Molecule: messenger RNA, 276 nt
Organism: Ectocarpus sp. CCAP 1310/34
Lineage: Eukaryota; Phaeophyceae; Ectocarpales; Ectocarpaceae
Source: the annotation of a GenBank genome assembly